Molecule: messenger RNA, 513 nt
Organism: Entrophospora candida
Lineage: Eukaryota; Fungi; Glomeromycota; Glomeromycetes; Entrophosporales; Entrophosporaceae
Source: the annotation of a GenBank genome assembly
AUGGAAAUUACGCGUAUCAUUUGCAAUCAGCAGCAACAAGUACCUUCACCACAAAAUCGACAACAACAAAUAAAUUCAAAUACAAUAAAACCAUCAUCCAGUCAUAAUAUCAACAAUAGUGAUGAUAAUAAUAUCAAUAGUACCGAUAACUCCAAUUCCAACAUUGCUGCCACCGUCAUCAGUAGCAAUAGCGGUAUGUCUCCAAAUCGUAGAAUGGCACAUAUUCUAUCAGAAAAAAAAAGAAGAAAUAAUAUUAAUUCGGGAUUUUUGGAAUUGAAGGGUAUUGUGCCCAACUGUAGAGACAGUGGCGAUUCAAAAGCUUCCAUAUUGAAGAAAGAAACACCAUCAUCAUCUCAGCAAUUACAAUCCACUACACUUCAUCCUUCUUCAUCAUCAUCCUCUUCGCCACAACUACCACCGCAAAUUCAGCAAACACAAUUUAAGCAUAUUCAGCCUACACAUUUAUCAUCACCAUCGCCAUCGCCAUCACCACCACUAGAAAUCAACAGUUGA